Messenger RNA from Lichtheimia ornata, 717 nucleotides. RefSeq lists its product as uncharacterized. The transcript has a single exon. The record is from RefSeq and is a predicted model, not a curated record. NCBI's taxonomy places the organism in Eukaryota, Fungi, Mucoromycota, Mucoromycetes, Mucorales, Lichtheimiaceae. Gene Ontology annotation, biological process: lipid homeostasis. Bases 1 to 717 code for a protein of 238 amino acids.
AUGUCUCUCGUUAAGAUAUACAGUGGUUUAACUACUAUUCAAUCGGCUUCAGCAGUCGUGUUUUCUACCUUUGUCGCAAUUCACGGUGCUCAAGUUGCCGUUGCCACCAUUGGUGGUCCUGACAUGUCGAAUCGUUGGCUACUACUCGGUCGUCCAUUUUACCAAGACCAGCAUUUGGAAGGCAUACUUGUAUCUGGUGCAGCGGUUGUUCACGUUUUAGCUGGCGUGGCAAAAGCUGGUAUACGCGGCUAUUGGGGUCAAAAGAACAACAACAACAACACGACGACACUACUUCCCUACCAUCAUAUGGUUGGCUAUGCACUCGUGCCAGUGAUAUGGCUUCAUUAUGAUCUUGUGCGUACACUCCCUGUGCGUUAUUUUGGUGAUUCAGCCAUGUUGGACUUUGGCCACAUUGCGUGGGGUUUGCAGAAUUGGCCCUUAUUCACGUAUACAUUGCAUGGAACCCUUAUUGGCACAGCAGCAUACCACAUUGUCAGCGGCGCUUCACUAGCAUAUCAACGUACCUUUAAACGACGACGAUCCGAAAAAGCAUCAUCAUCAUCGUCCUCGAUCUAUCGUCCACAUAAAAAGAUGGCUACAGCUGCCACAAUCGGUCUCGUCUUGCUAUCAGGUCUCUUCAUUAUCGGUCGUCAAACCAAAAAGAUUCCCUUACGUUUUGAAUACGAAGCCAUUUACAAAAUGCUGCUUCCUAAUUAA